Prunus armeniaca (apricot) is the source of this 1026-nucleotide messenger RNA. The record is from the annotation of a GenBank genome assembly. Lineage: Eukaryota; Viridiplantae; Streptophyta; Magnoliopsida; Rosales; Rosaceae.
AUGGAUCAGAGAUUCCAUGGCCUGCCUCCUCUCAAGAGAUUCAGACUUAUGCAACAACAAGAGCAGCAGGAAGAUACCCUUUUAGCCUCCUCGCGCCUUCCGGCGAAGAAAAGAAAAGAGGCAUGGCACCAGCCCCUUCUCCCGGACCCAUUUGCCGCCACCACUGCUGUCUCCACCUAUUCAUUGCCUGCCAAGAAAAGGGUUUGGGCCUUUCUGCCAGAUUUAAUCUCCGAGGACCCGCUUUUGACAUUGGACCUUAAUGUCGAGUACAAGGUGCCUUUUGGUGCAGAGUCAGAAGAAGCAGUGGUGGAGAAAGAAGAAGAGGAAGAAGAAGAGAAGGGUAUUAUUCAUGAAAAUGAUUGCAGUGAAGCUACUGAAAAUACCCAAGAAGAGAAAGGCCAAGAAAUUACUGGUGAUGAAGAUGACAAUGAAGAAGAAGAUGGGAUUGUUUGUGCUAUAUGUCAGAGUACAGAUGGAGAUCCAUCAGAUCCAAUUGUGUUCUGUGAUGGCUGUGAUCUAAUGGUUCAUGCCACCUGCUAUGGCAAUCCCCUUGUAAAGGGUAUUCCAGAGGGCGAUUGGUUCUGCUCCCAAUGCUCGCUUUCUUCUGCGUCUUCUCAAUCCACUGAGUCCUCUUCUUGCUGCCUGUGUCCUAUCAAGGGAGGAGCAAUGAAGCACACCAGAGAUGGCAGGUGGGCCCACAUCGUGUGCGCGCUUUAUGUGCCUGAGGUGUUCUUCAAAGAUCCCGAAGGCCGAGAGGGGAUUGAUUGCUCCAAGGUUCCCAAAAGGAGGUGGAAAGAGAGGUGUUAUGUUUGUAAGAGUUCAAGGGGAUGUGCUAUUCAGUGCUCUGAGCUUAAAUGUCCUUUGGCUUUUCAUGUGACUUGUGGAUUGAAUGAAGAUCUUUGCUUAGAGUACAGGGAAGGAAGGAAGCAGGGUGCUAUUGUAGCUGGGUUUUGUAAAACCCACUCAGAUCUGUGGAAAAAGCAAGAACAGACUGGGAAGUACAAGAUUGUGGCUAGAGAAGACUGA